CUAUAUUUUAUAGUAACGUUCCUACACUUAGAGUGCCAAGUCUUUCACAAUGAAGAAAUGUAAAGUAAACUCCUGUGCAUAUAUAUAGAGGUCCUUGCAUGUGUGCAUCUGAUAUCCUGCUGGUAAAGUUGUUCUACGAGACAAUCUUCUCAGCUGAACAUUGGUGCAUUCAGUGCUCAGUGAAGAAUGGGUGCAUUUGUGGUUGUUGCUCUGGCACUUUGGUGCUUCACAGGCAUCUUCGGGUACGAAAAUGUUCAGGCGAACACAAUGGAUUGCAGUGAAUUCAGACAAGCGAAAGGACUCAUGCUCUGCACAAAAAUCGCUAAACCAGUCUGCGGAACAGAUGAUACCACAUAUAUCAGUAAAUGUGAUCUUUGUCGUCAAAACCUGGAAUCCAACAAAAAUGUGGGUGUGAAGUAUGAAGGUCAAUGUAUUCAGAUUCAGGACUAUUGCAAGGGAUUUGGCCCAGAUGAUCAAGUGUGCCCCUUCAAUUUUAUGCCUCACUGCGGUUCCGAUGGGAACAACUAUAGCAACCAGUGUGAUUUCUGCAUUAAUGCCCUGAAGAGCAAAGGGGCUCUGUUGCUGCAGCAUUUUGGAAUGUGCUGAGAACUUGACAGAUUUCCAAGAGACCUCUUUGCCUUAUACUCUAAUAGCAAAUGUUCCAAAAAGAAGGUCUGAUUUGCCAAUAAAGAUGUCUAACCUGCAACCAUGUAUUGUUUUGAUCUCUUCUAUAAUGUCUCACUUUACGUCAUGGAACGCAUUGCUAUUUUGGUUGUUCUCUCUUUCAAUACCAGGCUCAUGUAUAUCAGAGGGUCUGUGUAGGGUUUAGGGUUUUAACCCCAGGAAGGAAAGCAUAUU
Molecule: messenger RNA, 858 nt
Organism: Zootoca vivipara (common lizard)
Lineage: Eukaryota; Metazoa; Chordata; Lepidosauria; Squamata; Lacertidae
Source: RefSeq, a predicted model, not a curated record